AUGCCAAUUGAUUACAACCGUUGCCUUGCUAUAGAGAAAGUACUAGUGUCACUUCAAACAGCAUGCCAAAAUGCAACAUAUGGUUGUAACGAGAUAAUAAGGUACAACAAGAAAUAUGAGCAUGAGAAGACAUGCAUCUACCUACCAUGUUCAUGUCCUCAACUAGGUUGCAACUUUGUUGCCAUGUCAAGCAACUUAUAUCUCCACUUCAACGAAAAUCAUAUGAAUGAGGAAAUAUCAUUUAAAUAUGAUGAAUUUUUCUGUGUCUUGCUAAGCCGUAAUGAGGACACCAUUGUUCUUCAAGCGCAAACUGAUGGCAAACUAUUUGUUCUAAAAAAUAAGGUAUUUGAGAAUCUGGGUAAUGCAGUGACUAUUUGUCACAUUGGACCUAAUUCACUAUACCCGGUUUCUCAUUAUGAAAUUAAAACAAAGUCUGAGGUGGAAAACAAAUUUCUACACUACCGUUCUUCUGCCAAAAACAUUCAAGGCCGCACAUUUGUCAUAUCUUCAUCAACAAAGUUUCUUUUGAUUCCAUUGGAAUUUUUCAAUUCUAAUGGAACACUCACACUGGAAAUUCGCAUAAGUUUAUCUCACUUGAAGUUGAAGGCAGUCCAUUUGUGUUAG
Gastrolobium bilobum is the source of this 624-nucleotide messenger RNA. RefSeq names its product E3 ubiquitin-protein ligase SINA-like 10. Gene Ontology annotation, molecular function: zinc ion binding. NCBI's taxonomy places the organism in Eukaryota, Viridiplantae, Streptophyta, Magnoliopsida, Fabales, Fabaceae. The coding region runs from base 1 to 624 and encodes 207 amino acids. The transcript has a single exon. The record is from RefSeq and is a predicted model, not a curated record.